CUAGAGCCCCCGCCUUCGUCCCGCCCUGCACCUGGCUGCUCAAACCCGCUCUCCACCCCGGUCGUCUUCGCCCCACCCUUCUGGUGACUCAGCCUGUCUCUGUCCGAAGCGCAAAUUUAACUCGAGUGUAGUGCUAGGCGCUGCUGCUUACAGCUUCUUGCGCCAACCUGCUUCUUGCUGCUGGUGCCGCGUAGCCCUGGGGCUGAGUCCCUGUCCCCAGGCGCCAUGAGCCGUGCGCGGCGGAGUGCCCCGGCAGUGCUGCACCUCCUCGGGGGGCUGACCCUGCUGCUGCUGUGCCCACCGGCCGUGCGGGGUGACUGUGGCCUUCCCCCAGAUAUACCUAACGCCCAACCACCUUUGGGAGGUCUUACACGUUUUCCUGAAGAUGCGACAAUAACAUACAAAUGUAACGAAGGCUUUGUAAAAGUUCCUGGCAAGCCAGACUCCGUGGUCUGUAUUAAGGAUAAAUGGUCAGAAGUUGCAGAAUUUUGUAACCGUAGCUGUGAUGUUCCAACCAGGCUAGUCUUUGCAUCCCUCAAACAGCCUUACAGCAAACAGAGUUAUUUCCCGGCGGGUUCCACUGUGGAAUAUGAGUGCCGUUUGGGUUACGAAAAGGAUCAGUCUCUAUCUGGAAAACUAACUUGCCUUCAGGAUUUCACAUGGUCCAAGCCUGCUGAAUUUUGUAAAAAAAAAGCAUGUCCUGAUCCUGGAAAAAUAAAAAAUGGUCAUGUCAAUAUACCAAGUGGCAUACUAUUUGGCUCCGCCAUCUUCUUCUCCUGUAACACAGGGUACGAAUUAGUUGGUGUAACUUCUAGUUACUGUUUGCUUAUGGGAAAAGAUGUUGGGUGGAGAGACCCACUGCCAGAGUGCAAAGAAAGCCUUCCAGCUACCAAGGCCCCACCAGCAGUUCAGAAACCCACCGCAGUAAAUGUUCAAGCUACAGAGCCUGCACCAAUUGCUCAGAAACCCACCUCAGCAACUGUUCCAGCUACAGAGCCCCCACCAGCUUCUCAGAAACCCACCUCAGCAAAUGCUUCAGCCACAGAGGUCCCAGCAACAGCACAAAAGCCUCCCGUAUCAAAUGCUCUACCAAGAGAGACCUCGCCAGCAGCCCAGAAUCCCAACACAGCAAAGGAUUCUGCUGCACAGGCCACACCAACAGCCCAGAGAGCCUCCACAACAAAAGCUUCAUUUACACAGAGUCUUCCAACAACACAAAAGUCCACUGCUAUACAUGCCCCAGUGGCUAAGGGGCUCCAGACUACACAAACCUCUGUCCGUAUCACAGCCAUUCGGGGUCUAGCUGUUCCCAGGGCAACCACACGUUUUCAUGCAACAAGCACCUCUAAAGGAAGAGGAACACCUCCUUCUUCAGGUGCUAUGAUUCUUACAUCUGGAGCCCUGGUGGCGGAGUUGUUAAGCACUCAUCUGCUAACCAAAGGAUUGGUUGCUGGUACUAUAAUAAUUGGUACUCUAAUUGUAGUCAAAAUUAUCUGGCACUAUGGAAAAUCAGGGACACACAUAUAUAACAUUGACAGUUUUGAUUAUGACGCUAGUAACCAUUGGCUAGCUGGUUUAGCCAAAGAAGAGCUAAGACGUGCACACAAGUGCAGAGAAUAAUCUAGUUUCGUUAGAACUUUCUGGAGGAGUGGACACAAUAUUUGCAGUAGCGCUCUUUAUUGUGCAUGUUAUCAUUGUCUUUAAGAUGCACAGGGAUGUCAACAAAGCAAGAAGAAAAGAGCUCAUUCUGGAAUCACAUUCUGAACCUACCCAAAUCUCUUAAAAAUUGAACUGGCGGGAGUGAGAAUGAUUGCUUUCCUACAUAUGUAGGGAUGUAUAGAGCAUGGUUUAUGCUUAGAAUAUGAGCAAGAAAAAAAGGAAAUAAGUAAUUUUUUUUUCACUAAAUGGGUAAAGUUAUUUUUACUUAAAAAAGGAAAUAAAAACAUAAAUUGGAUAUUGAAGAUAAACAAAAACCAUUAACUGGAUACUGAAAACAAGCAAAUGAAAAACUGAAGCAAUCUCUUCUAAGCAAAGUUGCCACAGAGAGCUGAACCACAUUAUAAAAUAAUCCUUGACUAUAAAGCAUUUUUAUCUUUCCUUAUCCUAUUAAAAUGAGUCCAAAUGGGUUGGCAAAAUACUUUCAAGGAAAAACAUGCUAAUAACCCAAGAAGUUGAGUUUCUUGGGUUAGUUGGUGGCAAGGGAAGAAUACAGAAUAAACUUUGUUACACAAAUACGGAUAAGGAACCAGGACUCAGCCUAUUAGUUGUAAGAUGGAUCUGCUGCAGUUUUGUCCUUAGGACAAUCUUUUUUGGGAAGAAGAGCCCUAUGAAAGAAGUCUUCGUUGACUUAGUGUCUUUAAAAGAACCCAGAGAUAUUAUAAUAUUAACAUAAGAAAAUAUUCUAUGUUUGUGACUUGAGAUAUUCAUAGCUAAACUGUAAGUCUUGCUCUUUUGUAAUAUUAAUUUAUUUAUAUUAUGUCAGUGAACAUACUGGUUUUACAUGUAUCACAAGAAAUGUUCAUGUAAUCAAGAAGAUAUGUAAAGAAAAAUUUAUUUUCCCUAGAUAGAAAUAAUCACAUUGUCUCAUGUAGUAUUUGAAAAUUUUUUUCUUAAAUGUGAACAAAUUAUUUCUAAAUAAGAGGUUUCUCCCUGCACCCCAUAACUAAUUUAGAUUAAUGCCUUUUGAUUAACAUACUGUGAAACAUUUUCAGUUUCUUUUAAGUUAUACUGUAGUAUACUUUCCUGAGCAUGUCAGUCUACUCAUAUUAGGGUAUUGGUUGAACUUAUUUACUAUUGAUAUACCUAAAGUCUAUCACAUUAAUUUCUAGAUUCUUAAUAUAUUCUUGUCAUAUUGUCAAUUAUGUUUUAAGUGUGAGACUGGACUAGAAUAUACACAGACCUGCAUAUAACAAUAAAUAUUUUGCCAUACUGCUUCAUCUA
Messenger RNA from Loxodonta africana (African savanna elephant), 2940 nucleotides. It is a transcript of the gene CD55, whose product is annotated as CD55 molecule (Cromer blood group). Bases 226 to 1620 code for a protein of 464 amino acids. The transcript is spliced from 11 exons. NCBI's taxonomy places the organism in Eukaryota, Metazoa, Chordata, Mammalia, Proboscidea, Elephantidae. Gene Ontology annotation, molecular function: phosphoric diester hydrolase activity. The record is from RefSeq and is a predicted model, not a curated record. Gene Ontology annotation, cellular component: plasma membrane. Gene Ontology annotation, biological process: T cell mediated immunity; lipid metabolic process; negative regulation of complement activation, classical pathway.